AUGGUGUCGCAGUUGAUACAAGUUCAAUCGAAGGUAUGUGAAGUUUUAAAGUUUGUGGCAGAGCACGGAAGUUCCUACUACAGACAGUUGCUUGAGAAGAACAAACACUUUAUCCAGGAACCUGCUACUGUGGAGAAGUGCCAAGAGUUCUAUAAACAACUUCUUUACACCUCUCUCGCUAGCUUUGUUCCACUUCUUAUUUACAACAUUCCCAAACGCUAUGAAACCUUCUGGAAGGAGCUAGACAACGCAAAUAACUUAUGGAAGAACAUAACCAAUCUGAAG
Eruca vesicaria subsp. sativa (arugula) is the source of this 285-nucleotide messenger RNA. The record is from the annotation of a GenBank genome assembly. Lineage: Eukaryota; Viridiplantae; Streptophyta; Magnoliopsida; Brassicales; Brassicaceae.